This is a messenger RNA of Selaginella moellendorffii, 2020 nucleotides long. Its product is annotated as pentatricopeptide repeat-containing protein At4g02750-like. Gene Ontology annotation, molecular function: RNA binding; protein binding. The coding region runs from base 191 to 2008 and encodes 605 amino acids. Lineage: Eukaryota; Viridiplantae; Streptophyta; Lycopodiopsida; Selaginellales; Selaginellaceae. The record is from RefSeq and is a predicted model, not a curated record. The transcript has 2 exons. Gene Ontology annotation, biological process: RNA modification.
CCCACGAAGUUUAUGCCCGACAGAUUCUUUAGAAGCUCGACGGACAUCAAGGGCCAGCAUUUCGAGCUCAUACCAUUUGGGAUGCCACAGUUGAUACUGUCAGUCAUGGUUUUGAUUGGAGCGGAAGGCAUAUACUCUUUGCUACUCAAGACUCCUUUGGAGGUGAUGGCAAUUCCAAGGCACUCCUUGGAUGUGUCCGGGAUACUCGGACGAUCGCGCAAGGGAGCAAAACUACUUUGCCAGUCUUCUCAAAGCUUGCACAGGCUCAAGAAAUCUCCAGCAAGGCAGGCAAAUUCAUGCUCGAAUUCUAGAGCUUCCAUCUCUCGGCUCUGAUCUCUACCUUUGCAACCUCCUCGUUCUCAUGUAUGGAAGGUGUGGCAGCAUUGCAGAUGCCCAGGCGGUGUUUGAGUCCAUCGCUAAUCCCAAUGAUUUCUCCUGGAACAUCUUGUUUGGUGUAUAUGCCCACAAUGGGCGUUUGCAGCAAGCCAAGAACACCUUCGAUAGAAUGCCAAAUCCAAAUGUGGUCUCUUUCAAUUCCAUGGCCGCGGCAUACGCCCAAAACGGCGAGCUAGAUCGAGCCAAAGAGAUGUUCGAUGCAACGCCUCGAAAGGACACUGCCUCUUGGAAUGGAUUGAUGCAUGCCUUCUCUCAGGCUGGACAGGUCGACGCUGCGAGAGAGAUUUUUGACACCAUGCCUCACAAAGACGUCGUGUCGUGGUCGUGUGUUAUCUCAGCAUAUGCCCAAGCCGGGCAUCUUGAAGAAGCCGAGUCCUUGUUUUUGAGAAUGCCAGAUCCAAAUGUGAUAACUUUCAACGCUAUGAUAGUCGCGUAUUCACAAACUGCAUUGUUCGAUCGUGCGAAAAGUUUGUUUGAUUCAAUGCCGGAGCGGGAUUUGGUGACAUGGGCAACGUUGCUCUCCACAUAUGCCCAAAAGAAAGACCUCCAAAACGCGGAGUUCUUGUUCAAAAGCAUGCCGAGACACGACAUUCUGUCAAUGAACGUAAUGAUAAAUGUUUACGUUCUUAAUGGCCAACUUGAGAAGUCCAUCUCUACUUUUAAGUCUAUGCGCUACAAAGAUGUUGUUUCAUGGACGUCUGCUCUUUCCGCAUAUGCCCAAGCAGGUCAUGUUGGCGACGCAAAGUUGCUCUUUGACAAGAUGCCGGAAUGGAACGUUGUUUCGUGCACGACCUUAAUCUCCCUGUUUGCGCUCAAACAAAGGCUAGAAGAAGCCACAGUGUUGCUUGACUCAAUGCCUGAGCACGACGUAAUUGUCUGGAACGCAAUUUGUGCAGCAUAUGCCAACAAUGGGUAUCUUGAGGAAUCAAAGAAGGUGUUUGAUUCCAUGCCAUACAAGAACUUGGAAUCCCUCCACGCACUGAUGGCCGCUUACGUCCACAACAUGAAACUCAACGAGGCUAGACAGCUCCUCGAUUCCAUGCCAGUCCGAGAUAUAGUCUCCUGGAACACUCUCGUCGCUGCUUAUGCCCAAAACGGUCAAAUGGAUCGAGCAAGCGGGCUCUUUCGAGUUCUCCCUCAGACCGACGUGGGAACCUGGAGUUCUAUGAUCGCUGGGCAUGCAAAGGCUGGCCAUGGCGAGAAGGCCGUCCAAGUUUUGAGUGAGAUGGUCAUGGAAGCCAUAGCACCCGACGAGCUAACUUUCGCGAGCGUUUUAGCAGCUUGCAGCCAUGGAGGGCUGCUCGAGCAAGGCACACGCUACUUCCUUUUGAUGAGCUCGGACCUCGGGAUCAAGCCGCUGGUGGAGCACUUCUCGGCGAUGGUGGACAUUUACAGCCGAGUCGGGCUGCUCAAGUUUGCCGAGGAGCUGAUUGAGACGAUGCCGUUUGUGCCGCAGCCGGAGACUUAUCGAGCUCUGAUGAGUGCCUGCGAGACCCAGAAGAAUUCGUCGCUGGGGUCUCGAGCUGCCGAAAAGGUUGUUGCUUUGGAUCCUGCUAAGUCGACAUCGUAUAUAAUGCUUUCGAAUAUGUACAGGGACAAACUUACUAGUUAGUAGACCUGCGCA